UCCUCUUUCCACCGGUGCUGAAUAGCGUCGUGUGGACUGACGGUUGCGGAUUCGGUGCGUCGCAGGCGUAUGCAUCACGGGAUGUAACGGAUACCCUGUUGAAGUAGCAUUUACAAACGUACCUUAUUACGAGGGUAGUCAAGGAACAGGUGGAAACCUCGGUACUGUAUAGCACCGAGCGGGGGCAGUUUGGCUGGAGGGGGAUCUCUGGCAGCCCGAUUGACACGGCAAGCAGAAAUGGCGGAGCACCACGCAGUCAGCGACAGCAAGCACAAAGCGUCCGCUAAUGCCGGCAGCUCGGUGCACGGAAACAGCCGACCAGCCGCCGCCGGUGCAGCGGGCGGAAAAGGAGGCCUGUCCGGUGGACUGACACAGCCAGCGGGGUGGCAGUCGUUACUGUCGUUUAGCAUUCUCUUUCUGGCCUGCCUGGCUGGAUUCAGCUCCAGACUGUUCGCCGUCAUUCGCUUUGAGAGCAUCAUCCACGAGUUCGACCCCUGGUUCAACUACAGAUCAACGCAUCAUCUCACAACCAAUGGUUUCUAUGAGUUUCUCAACUGGUUUGAUGAAAGAGCAUGGUACCCUUUGGGAAGGAUUGUUGGUGGCACGGUAUACCCGGGUUUAAUGGUGACAGCUGGGCUUAUCCACUAUGUGCUCAACUUGCUUCACAUCACGGUGCACAUCCGAGACGUGUGCGUCUUUCUGGCGCCGGUAUUCAGCGGCCUCACUGCCAUCUCCACGUUUCUGCUGACGCGGGAGCUGUGGAACCAGGGUGCAGGGCUGCUGGCAGCCUGCUUCAUUGCCAUUGUCCCUGGCUAUAUCUCUCGCUCUGUCGCUGGCUCAUUUGACAAUGAGGGCAUUGCCAUCUUUGCCCUGCAGUUCACCUACUACCUCUGGGUGAAAUCUGUGAAGACAGGCUCAGUAUUUUGGACUAUCGGCUGUUGUCUCUGCUAUUUUUACAUGGUAUCGGCAUGGGGAGGGUACGUGUUUAUCAUCAACCUGAUUCCCCUCCAUGUGUUUGUGCUACUGCUAAUGCAGCGUUACAGCAGAAGAGUCUACAUCGCUUACAGCACGUUCUACAUUGUGGGUCUUAUACUAUCAAUGCAGAUCCCUUUUGUUGGCUUCCAGCCAAUCAGAACUAGCGAGCAUAUGGCUGCUGCUGGUGUGUUUGCGCUACUCCAAGCUUAUGCCUUCCUGCAAUACCUGAGAGACAGGUUGACAAAACAGGAGUUCCAGACACUCUUCUUCCUUGGUGUCUCUCUUGCCGCGGGUGUGGUCUUCCUCACAGUGAUAUAUCUGACAUACACAGGAUACAUUGCUCCAUGGAGCGGCCGUUUCUACUCUCUCUGGGACACUGGCUAUGCCAAGAUCCACAUCCCCAUCAUAGCAUCCGUGUCAGAGCACCAGCCCACGACAUGGGUCUCCUUCUUCUUCGACCUUCACAUACUGGUGUGCACAUUCCCAGCAGGCCUCUGGUUCUGCAUCAAGAACAUCAAUGACGAACGAGUGUUUGUGGCCCUGUACGCCAUCAGUGCUGUGUAUUUUGCUGGUGUGAUGGUGCGACUCAUGCUGACACUGACUCCGGUGGUGUGCAUGCUGUCAGCCGUGGCUUUCUCCAGUGUCUUUGAGCAUUACAUGGGAGAUGACACAAAGAGAGAGAAACCCCCUGCUGAAGACAGCAGCGACGAGGACGACAAGAGGAAUUCUGGGAAUCUCUAUGAUAAGGCUGGCAAAGUGCGCAAACAUGUAUCCGAACAGGAGAAAGCUGAGGAAGGUUUGGGUCCAAACGUGAAGUCCAUAGUCACCAUGCUCAUGUUGAUGCUCCUGAUGAUGUUUGCUGUCCACUGCACCUGGGUCACCAGCAACGCCUACUCCAGCCCCAGUGUGGUGCUCGCUUCAUACAACCAUGACGGGUCCCGAAACAUCCUGGAUGACUUCAGGGAGGCCUACUACUGGCUAAGACAGAACACAGACGAGCAUGCACGUGUCAUGUCAUGGUGGGACUACGGUUAUCAAAUUGCAGGGAUGGCUAACAGGACCACUCUCGUUGAUAAUAAUACGUGGAACAACAGUCAUAUAGCGCUGGUGGGGAAAGCCAUGUCUUCCAAUGAAAGUGCAGCCUACAAAAUCAUGAGGUCCCUAGAUGUCGACUAUGUGCUGAUUAUUUUUGGCGGCGUGAUAGGCUACUCGGGAGAUGAUAUCAACAAGUUCCUGUGGAUGGUGAGGAUAGCUGAAGGGGAGCACCCCAAGGACAUCAGGGAGAGUGACUACUUCACCCCACAGGGAGAGUUCAGAGUGGACAAGGAUGGUUCGCCGACUCUGCUCAACUGCCUCAUGUACAAGAUGUCCUACUACCGAUUUGGUGAAAUGCAGUUGGACUUCCGAACGCCCCCCGGCUUUGACCGUACACGCAAUGCGGAGAUUGGCAACAAGGAUAUUAAAUUCAAGCACCUGGAGGAGGCCUUUACCUCGGAGCACUGGCUGGUGAGGAUCUACAAGGUCAAGAACCUGGGCAACAGAGAGUCACUGGACCGCAAGCUUCGCAGCAUCGUUCCCAAACAGAAGUACACCUCCAAAAAGACGGCCAAGAGGAAGCGAGGCUUCAUCAAGAACAAACUGGUCCUGAAAAAAGGCAAGAAGCUCCAAAAAAAGUAACGCUGACGAACUGUCCGAGGAAAAACAAAUGAAAUGCGAAGAAACCUCUUGACAAACAAUGAAGAAGAACACCAGGGUGGAUCAUGUGGCACUUGAGCUCAAGCGUUUCUCAUUGGAGCGCCCCCGUGUGGCGAGGAAGGUGAAGUGUCAAAUCCUGGCUUGUUCCAGAAUCCUUGUCCAUUUUAUCUUGAGGGGACAUUUUGUCUUGCUUAUUUUCUCCGUUUUUUUUUUUGUUUUUGUUUUUUUUUUUUGACUUUGUACUUGAAUGUGUGGCGAGGCAUCGGGCUGCUCUCUCGGUUUUCGUUUUUGUCGAUUAAACAUUUUUUUUGGUGGUACACGAAUGACGUGCUUAUCAGUGUGGGGAACAAAAGGGGCGGGGGCGGGGGUGGGGUCGUAGGAAUCAUUGCACCAAAGAGCCACUGACUUGACCUUGCUCCAUGGCACAUGUGAACUCAUGAACAAGUGCAGAAGCGCUCAGGACUCAUUCCUGACACGUGUACACGUAAACGAGCGUAUGCGGUAUGGAGGAACGUCAGCGUCUCGGCAUGAAGCCCCCCUCUUGGAAUUAACUUCAGAAAUCGCUCACUGUAUUUUCUUUUCAACUCUUUCAGAAACCAAUUGGCCUAAUAUGUCACUUUUCUGUAAAGCUCAUGUCAAAUAUAAUAUAUUGCAUUCUUGUGCUGAUUUAAAUAUGCAGUUCUGUCCUCUAAAUUCAUUUGUGCUUGUUUUGUUUUGGCUGUUUUUCUAUGACAGCAACUAGAACAGUGAAUGCAAUAAUUCUUGUACAGAGAGGGCCUUGAGAUUUUUCUUCACAGAUGGAAUGAAUGUGAAGUUUUCCCCAAUGCUGUCCAUCCCCGUCCGCAUCGAUUCUUGCUUAGAUUGUACGUGUUUGCUGCCGGGGCUCCAGAGGCAAGCAACAAUGUGUUCAGAAAAAACCAACAGUAGUGAUAUUCAGUUAGGCCUCCCUUCCUGCAGAGGGAGCUCUCUAGUUUGCGUGAGCAAGCCUAGUGCCUCUUAGCCGGUCAUCACCGCCUCUCAUGUUUGCCGUCUUCCUCGAUAGCUCGUCAUUUAGCUCGCAACAGGCGGGGGGACGGAGGCCUCGCUGACUGGAAAUGGUCCGACAACGUGUAACGGGGUUGGCUGGGCAGGCACUGACACGGAAAAUGACGUCCAUCAUCCUGUCUUUAGCUUGGUUCUUAACAGGGCGGGAGUAACACACCUCCGUCCUACCUGUUGUGUACGGCUCGCAAGUAGCAUGCAAAGCAGCGUUGGCGCCACACUGAAAAGGAAAAGUAAAGAAUAGCAUUGGAAGCACACGAAAAAAGUACACCAUUGCUUGUUGAAGUACACGAAGGGAAUUACAAAGCAAGGUUGGAAUCGUUUUACGAGAAAAAUUGUCCUUUCGCAAAGUAAUGUAGUACAAAAAAGAAUUCCUUUAAUUUUUACAAUAUGCUGAGGACCAAUACAAAAUUGGCUGCGCACUGAAAAUGGCCCCCGGGCCACACUUUGGUCGCCCCCGGCUGCUGAAGGCGUGUACAUAAUGUCAUGUUGAGUUCAAGUUCAUAUGACUUAGGUUUUUUAAAGCUUAAGCCGAAAUAUUCCGAGAAUGUUGCGGUGUUGCAAGAAUCCUAACUAAUAAAGUUGGAAUUGUCUGAUAAGCGGUACGCAAAGGAAUCGGUUUAUGAGCAAAAAUAGAGUUUUAGGAGGAAAAAAAAUAACAUUAAGAAAAUUCAGUACAAAUAUUUUUCGACUAUCCCAAAGGCCAAUAAAAAAAGGUACACACCACACUUUGCACGCACCUGGCUAAAGGUGUGUGCAAACGUUUAUGGCGAGGGUUUUGUUGUGGGAAUUGACUUAUUUUACAUGCAAAAAUAAUCAUUUUAGUAUUCUGAGAAAUAUGUUGGAAUAUUACAAGAAUGAAGCAGUGGUUUUAUGGCGGGUCGUCGUCUCAUAUCAUAAGUUAAAAUGGGAAAAAUUCAAAUAUUAGGAGAAUCAGGUAAAAAUACGUGUAGACGAUGCCGAGGGCCAAUAAAAAAAAUUCUACGUGCCAAAUAGUCCCCGGGAAACACCUUUGGACACCUGUUUGGGGGUUUUUUUGUUUUUUUUUGCAAGUAGCGACUCAUUUUGAGAGGAAAAAGAUGAAAUAGUCCAAGAAUUAUGUUAGAAGCGGUAGUUUUACGUUAGGUUGUCGUUUCAUAUAAUAAAGUCGGAAUUGUCUGAUUAGUAGAACACAAAUGAACAACGUAGUGUAUCCCAAAAAAAUGUGUUAAUGAGAAAAAAUAUAUACAUUUUUUUGAGGGAAAAAUUCAAAUGGUAGGAGAAUAAAUUCAGUAUUUUUAGAAUAUGCCGAUGGCUAAUAAACAAGAUACAUGCUGAAAAUGGCCUUUUCUUGUGUCCAAACUUGUAGUUUGAUCAUUAAAAUUCAAAAGAAAUAGAAACUUGGAGUCUUUAAACAAGAGAAAUGUGAACAUAAAGUGUAUAAUGAGGGGUUUUACAGCCUUAAAACAUCAUCUUUGGAAAAAAAAUAUAGUUGGCUACUUUGCGGAUUUAUUGUGGGAUAUUUUGGGAACAUUUUUCUGUCCUAAAAUAAGACUUAACGUCCGUAUGGCCUUGUCAUGUGACAUUUGUCGUCAAUACUGCUUCCUCCUUGGAUCAUAUUUGAUUGUCAUGAUGUUGCUGUUUGUUUCAGUGUGGCACUAACACGGCACUGCUUUGUGGCACAAGGAAGCGCUAAGUUCAAACGUCAUUCAUGCAAGUAUCACAUUCAUGUCUUAAAUCAUGUUUCUUUUUUUUUUAAAUAGUACGUUUU
Molecule: messenger RNA, 5461 nt
Organism: Dunckerocampus dactyliophorus (ringed pipefish)
Lineage: Eukaryota; Metazoa; Chordata; Actinopteri; Syngnathiformes; Syngnathidae
Gene: stt3b
Product: STT3 oligosaccharyltransferase complex catalytic subunit B
Exons: 16
Coding region: 238-2652 (804 amino acids)
Biological process (GO): post-translational protein modification
Cellular component (GO): membrane
Molecular function (GO): dolichyl-diphosphooligosaccharide-protein glycotransferase activity
Source: RefSeq, a predicted model, not a curated record